Messenger RNA from Gekko japonicus, 736 nucleotides. RefSeq names its product nucleoside diphosphate kinase. Bases 152 to 613 code for a protein of 153 amino acids. The record is from RefSeq and is a predicted model, not a curated record. Gene Ontology annotation, biological process: CTP biosynthetic process; UTP biosynthetic process; regulation of apoptotic process. Lineage: Eukaryota; Metazoa; Chordata; Lepidosauria; Squamata; Gekkonidae. Gene Ontology annotation, molecular function: nucleoside diphosphate kinase activity. The transcript is spliced from 5 exons.
CUUUAGACAGAUGCAGGGUGAGGAUCCUCUGUCUUUUCUUCUCCCUCGUUGCCGCCACGUGGGCGAGUAGCCUAGGUAGAUCGUAGUCGAAGCAGCAGUCUAAGGAAGGGGGGUUGAACGAAGGACUUCUCUGGAGGGUGCAUUUGGUAUUAUGGCUUCCAACACAGAACGCACCUUCAUUGCCAUCAAGCCUGAUGGAGUCCAGCGGGGAUUAGUAGGAGAAAUCAUCAAACGCUUUGAACAGAAGGGCUUCCGACUGGUGGCUAUGAAAUUUAUGCAUGCUUCUGAAAACCUUCUCAAACAACAUUACAUCGAUCUGAAAGAUAGGCCAUUCUAUUCAGGUUUGGUUAAAUAUAUGAAUUCUGGACCUGUAGUGGCCAUGGUUUGGGAAGGCCUCAAUGUUGUAAAGACUGGCAGAGUAAUGUUGGGGGAAACUAACCCUGCAGAUUCAAAGCCUGGUACAAUCCGUGGUGACUUCUGUAUUCAAGUGGGCAGGAACAUCAUUCAUGGCAGUGACUCCGUAGAGAGUGCUCAGAAAGAGAUUAACCUGUGGUUCAAGCCUGAAGAACUUGUGAGCUUCAAGUGUUGUGCUCAUGACUGGAUUUAUGAAUAGAUAUUUCAAUGAGUUGUGCCUUUUUCUAACAAAGCAUCUCGGUCCACUCAAGUAUUUGAGCUAGGACAAUUAUCAUGGUUAUCUUCCAUUAUUGCCAGUAACAAAUAAACUAUCAUGAACUGC